AUGAAUACUGCUAUGGCGAUGCCGGGGUUUACGGACUCGUUUUGGACGCCCGAUUAUGCCUCGGGCAUCCAUACACUGUUUACAAAGCUCCACCAGGGCAUCGUGGAGAACCAACAGAUUCUCACCAUGGCCCAGAUGCGUGCUGAGGCAGAGCGUGUAUAUGCUGCACAGCUAGGUGCCAUUGCUCCGGCUAUUGAUCGAAAAACCGGAGGUUUCGAUCGUGAUGACGGUGCUAGUGUCCGGAAGGCAUUCGAAUGCAUGCGAAAGCAGAUGGUCGAAGAACAAGCCAUUCACCAGAAGAUCUCGAGCAGCAUUCAGCAACUGGUUAUCCAAGAAUUUAGCCGCUGGGCAAGCGAACAUGAAGCCCGAGUAGUUACCUGCGAAAAGGCGCUUACCUCACGGCUGAAGGAAUACUCUAAACAAUGUGAUGAAGUGAGCAGUCUGAAUGAGAAGUAUCUCAGCAAGUGUCGUCAGAUUCACGACCGGGAGCAACAGGACUUGUUCGCCUUCCAGGAGCCUGAAAGUGCUACCGCAAGCCCAAAGCAUAAACAGUUGACACUUAAAGCUCCAACCAUUGUGUUGCCCGAUCCGUUAGAUGAAGACCCGGAACCAGUGGAGUUAGGUGAUCACGUGUAUUCACCAGAGCAAUUGAAACCAGUGUUGAAGCACAUGCUGGAGACUAUCCCGAUGGGAGAGGUGAAAGUGCGCCUGCUUGGGACAUACUAUAACACAUCACUUGGAUCAGACAUCGUUGAGUACCUACAAAAGCAUCUAGGUGCCUCUUCUCUCAGCUAUGCGGAACGGAUAGGUCAGGACAUGGCUGAUAAUGGCUUUAUAACCUCAAUCGGUGCCAUGGGUCCUAACCCACUUGUUAACACCACAUUCACUGGUAGCUCGAGGUCUACCUACCAGUGGGAUAAGCGCGUCUUUCAAAUGACCGGAGUCCCUGAGAAGAAAAAGCCACUCAGUCGCUCUGGCACUACACUAAGUCGGACUAGCACUGGGAUGGGAAGCGACGACAUCCCUAUUGACUCCCCCACCUUAACAGAACGCUUUGCUGCGUGGAAUCCGCUUAGAAACCAGCUUUCCGACGAAACACCUAUGGAAAUCCUUAAACGCCAGGCUGAUGAGGCCAAUGAGCGCUACAAGCAUGGUGUGAGACAGCUGGAUGCUCUUCGCUGUAAACUCGAAGAAGAGAUGUUUCAAACUAUGAAAUUUAUGCAACAGUGCGAACUACACCGCCUUGAAGGCAUCAAAACAGUUGUCAUAGAUUUUUCAAGCACGAUCAGCAAUGUCAUUCCGUCAUUGCAGAGCACGAUGGAUAGGAUUGUUCUUCAUCACGAGGCGAUGCAGCCACUGGGUGACUUGCGCUACAUGCUGGAGAACUAUCGAACUGGCUCGUUUUGCCCAAAGGUUGUCGUCUAUGAAAGCGGUUCAAAAUCUACGGAGGAUUAUCUUGACCUUGAAGGAGAUGACGCUCGACGAGCAAUAUGGCUCCGAGACGUUCCUCUAUCUGAAACCCAUAAGCUUCGUGCGAAACUGAAUAGAGGCCGCUCUGGGCCAGUGGUGAAGGUAGAUGAUGAAGUAGAGGCCAUAGGAGAAAUGCUGCAAGAGUUCGAAAUGCCUGUUGUCGCAAGUGUUUUGAGACUCUACCUUCUAGAACUUCCAGACUCAAUUGUUUCUUCCAAGUUAUACGAAAUUUUCCGCACAAUUUACACUACGACCCGUGACACAUCUGAUGAGAAUCGCAUCAGGGUCCUUCAAAGUACUUUAGGGCAGCUGCCACUUCCAUAUAUCGCUACUUUAGACGCCAUCACUACUCAUUUCUGGCGUCUUGUCGAUCUUACCAUCCCUGAACAGGAUCAAUUUUCCACUCGUGAGGAAAUCUAUAUUUCGGCUCUUGCCUCUAGCCUGGCUCCAUGUAUUCUCCGCCCUCGCGUCCAGAAUCAUCUAUCUAUGGAUGAAAAGCAUAGUCACCGUCUUGUGCGUGAUCUGAUUGUGCACCAGAAGCAGAUCUUUGGAGAGCUCCGGCGUCUAUCCAGCAAGUCUAGUAGUGCUGCAUCCCAAAGACCCCGUGCCAUCAGCACCGAUGAAAGCAACCGACGAGCAAACAUGGAAGAAAGGAACCGUGCAAUUGCUAACAGGGCUAGAGGUACGAGCCCAGCUCCGUCUCCUCGCCAUCGCCGGGACAGAUCAGUGGGAAGCUCAGGAAGCACACGAUUCCCAGUAAGCAUUUCUGGUGUCACUACUUCUGAACGCAAACCAGUACGCCAUUCUCUCGAGGUACCUGAUGCAACUCCUACGGACACUACAAACUCCCACACCAACGGCACAAGUGAAGACACCUCGGCAGCAACUGAAAGUGCAGCUGCCCUAGCUGACGCUCCCUCUACUGACCGAGCCUCCACACCGCCGAAUACCACAACUACAAUAGCCGCCUCAGCCGUUCCAUCGUCUAUGACUGGAGAAGUUCAGAAGACAGGUUCGCUUUCACGCUCUAGCCGCUACAGCCAUAUCACAGGCAUCAAGCGAGAGGAAGCUGAUAGCACCGCAUCGGAUGUUCCUGCUCCAAAACCCGUAGGAGUAACGCUAGAAGAUAAACCGAUCGAUGAUUAG
Messenger RNA from Microsporum canis CBS 113480, 2616 nucleotides. Its product is annotated as RhoGAP and Fes/CIP4 domain-containing protein. NCBI's taxonomy places the organism in Eukaryota, Fungi, Ascomycota, Eurotiomycetes, Onygenales, Arthrodermataceae. Bases 1 to 2616 code for a protein of 871 amino acids. Gene Ontology annotation, biological process: small GTPase-mediated signal transduction; cytoskeleton organization. Gene Ontology annotation, molecular function: GTPase activator activity. The transcript is spliced from 4 exons. Gene Ontology annotation, cellular component: plasma membrane; division septum; cell division site. The record is from RefSeq and is a predicted model, not a curated record.